Aspergillus bombycis is the source of this 948-nucleotide messenger RNA. Its product is annotated as Rab geranylgeranyltransferase subunit beta BET2. Bases 1 to 948 code for a protein of 315 amino acids. Gene Ontology annotation, molecular function: Rab geranylgeranyltransferase activity. The transcript has 3 exons. NCBI's taxonomy places the organism in Eukaryota, Fungi, Ascomycota, Eurotiomycetes, Eurotiales, Aspergillaceae. The record is from RefSeq and is a predicted model, not a curated record. Gene Ontology annotation, biological process: protein geranylgeranylation. Gene Ontology annotation, cellular component: Rab-protein geranylgeranyltransferase complex.
AUGUCCCUAGCCUCGGGGGGUGGUCAGACUGACCAGUAUCUAUGUGUUCAAAAACACGUAGAGUACAUUAAGAAUCUAGACAGCAGGAGGGAUGAGCUUGAAUAUUGGCUCACGGAGCAUCUUCGGCUUAAUGGGAUCUACUGGGGCUUAACAGCCUUGCAUCUUCUCGGCUGUCCUCAAGCCUUGCCUCGUGAAGACACGAUCAAUUUCGUCCUCUCCUGUCAGCGUGAGAAUGGUGGGUUUGGGGCUGCACCUGGACAUGACGCUCAUAUGCUGUACACCGUCUCUGCUGUCCAAAUCCUUGUAAUGCUGGAUGCAGUGGAUGAAUUGGAAAAGCGUGGCCUUGGAGGCAAACAGAAAGUUGGCUCUUUCAUCGCUGGAUUACAGGACAAGGAAACCGGCUCGUUCAUGGGUGACGAGUGGGGUGAGCUGGACACACGUUUCUUGUAUGGUGCGUUCAAUGCGUUGUCACUCUUGGGCCUCCUGGAUACUAUUGAUGUCCCGAAGGCCGUUGCCUAUGUCCAGAAAUGUGAAAACCUGGAUGGAGGUUACGGCAUCCACCCUGGUGCAGAGUCACAUUCUGGACAGGUCUUCACCUGUGUAGGAGCUUUGGCGAUUGCCGGGCGAUUGGACUUGAUUAACAAGGACCGCUUGGGUGGUUGGCUUAGUGAAAGACAGGUGGACAAUGGAGGCUUCAACGGACGUCCGGAGAAGUUGGAAGAUGCAUGCUAUAGCUGGUGGGUUGGGGCCAGCUUGGCCAUGAUUGACAAGCUUCACUGGAUUAAUGGCGAUAAGCUUGCUGCAUUUAUCCUGCGUUGCCAGGACCCGGAGAAUGGUGGGUUUGGAGACCGGCCUGGUAAUAUGGUCGAUGUUUUCCAUACACACUUUGCCCUCGCCGGGUUGAGUCUCCUGGGGUAUGAUGGUGUUGAAGAAGUAGAUCCUGUUUAG